GCAGCAAGGGCACAUUAUAGUCAUCAACCAUACAGUCCUCAGAACAGAUACAAUGCCAACAACAUGGAUCUCUGAGGCAAACCAUCAUGGACCAUAACACAUCUUUGCCCGUCAUCAAGGAGGGCCACGUCCCCCAAGUGUACCGGACUGCUAGCCUAGUGUUUUAUGGCAUUAUCUUCGUCAUAGGCACAGUGGUCAACCUGACUGCCCUCUGGGUCUUUGCCUUGACCACUAAACGACGGAACUCCAUUACUGUUUACAUGAUCAAUGUCGCUUUAGUGGACUUGGUAUUUAUCUUACUGCUGCCUUUUCGAAUGGUCUACUACAGUCAAGACUACUGGCCCUUUGGAGACGUGUUCUGCAGGAUUAACGCCGCACUAACGGUGCUCUAUCCCUGCCUGGCCUUGUGGCUCUUUGCCCUCAUUAGCACAGAUCGCUAUGUGGCCAUAGUACAGCCGCGACACACCCGAGAACUAAAAAGCGUCCGUAAAGCCUUGCUGUCCUGUGCGGGAGUCUGGAUCAUGACCCUGGGCAGCACAGCUCCGCUUGUUCUCCUGGAAGAAGACCCUGACAGCAACACAAACUAUACCACUUGCAUCAAGAUGCACGACAUCAUCUACUUGCGCCGAGACAAUCCAGUCCACUUCGCACGUAUUGUCUUCUUCUUCUUGGUGCCGGUGUGCAUCAUGGUGGGCUGUUAUAUGAUCAUCGUGGACAACCUUAUCCAUGGACGCACAUCCAAACUGAAGCCCAAAGUCAAGCAGAAGUCCAUCCGGAUCAUCAUCACACUGAUCGUUCAGGUGCUGGUGUGCUUUGUGCCUUUCCACAUCUGUUUUGUUUCCAUGCUGCUGGCCAGCAGUGAGAGGGGUUACAACACCUGGGGGGCCUUCACCACCUUCCUGAUGAAUGCGAGCACAGUGCUGGACAUCAUACUCUUCUACAUUGUGUCGAAGCAGUUUCAGGACCGUGUGAUCAGCGUGAUCUUGUACAGAAACUACCUGAGGAGCGUUCGUAGGAAGAGCCGUCACACCAACAGCAUUCGCUCGCUCAGCAACCUGAACAGUGCCAUGAUCUGAGGAAUAAUACAGCUGACAGAAGCAAUGUAAACUGAAUUCAAACAUGUUAAUUUUUGCAAUUAAAUUAGAGAAUAAGAUUUAUUAGUGAAACUGCUCGCAGUAAGUACGCAGUCAACUUACGAGACAGGUCACAUGUGCUCCAGUGUCUUCAUUGGUAGUUGCUGCAUUGCAUCACUGCUCAUUUGCAUAAAGUUAAACUUUUAUCAGUUUUGCUGCCAAACACACAUCACCACACACUGAACAAUUACUUAUGCUGCAAAUCGCUUUAUGUGUGAAUACACCCUAAGACAAACAUGUGUUGUUUUAAAGAUUUAGAGUUUUUAAAGUUGAGAAAGAUUCAAGUUCUAAAUUGGGAUGCUACAGUUAGAGCCAUAUAUAAUGUAGUAUUAAUAAAAUGUUUAGUUUUCUCGUAUACUUGUAAAAAAUAGGCCAUUGUGGGGAUGCACUG
This is a messenger RNA of Sinocyclocheilus grahami, 1524 nucleotides long. RefSeq names its product N-arachidonyl glycine receptor-like. The record is from RefSeq and is a predicted model, not a curated record. Gene Ontology annotation, cellular component: plasma membrane. The coding region runs from base 87 to 1076 and encodes 329 amino acids. NCBI's taxonomy places the organism in Eukaryota, Metazoa, Chordata, Actinopteri, Cypriniformes, Cyprinidae. The transcript has 2 exons. Gene Ontology annotation, molecular function: G protein-coupled receptor activity. Gene Ontology annotation, biological process: phospholipase C-activating G protein-coupled receptor signaling pathway; positive regulation of Rho protein signal transduction.